CUAAAAUUGGAUAUAGGUUACAUUGUGGUAAUCGUCAGUAACAUAUCAGAUCAUUGCUUCAUAGAUGUGGAUGAUGUUAUUAUUCAAAUAAAUGAAACUCGUCAGUGUGUCUCUAAUUGGACUUAGUCAACCAAUUUGAAAUGUCAAAGUUAUAAUGUGCACAGAUAACAGGAAUGUUGGUCGCAAUCUUAAUUUUACGUCAACAGAUUAUUAUUCAGAAACUCUCAAGGAAGGUGGUGUCAAGCAAGCGAUAAUUCCGGUUCUUAUUUGAUAGGCUGUUUGUACUAAAGUGUUUUGUUAAAGAUUCAUAUUAUUUAUUAUUGCACAGAAAGAGAAUGUUUUAGAAUGUUGUUAAAGUAGCUUCGUAUUGUAUGGUGUACAAUGUUGCGUUCAGAUAUGAAAGUCGAAGAUGCCGGCUUAGAAGUGUCCUGUUCUUGGGAAGUCGCAAACAAAAAAUGUAUAAGCAAUACGGUUACUUUGGGCACAAGUUUUAUAAGAGGAAAAAAGGAAGACCUAGAAAAUAUAGUAAGCUUGGAUACCUGCAUUCUUUUGAAAAACCAAGAUGAUGCAUCGUGUUACUUGAAACUGAAACUCAGUUUGAUAAAAGUUUGGCAAAUAAAGACGGUAGCCAUUGUAUCUGAGGCAAGAAUAAUUGAAGUAUAUGGAAAAUGUGAAGAGUACAUGACAACUUGUCAUGCCGAGUUUUUUGAUGAAUGUGAGGAUAUGUCAGUAUACAUAGCAGAAGCUGAACUGUCCCAGCCAUCUUCUGAAUGUACCCUGAAGUUUGCUCGAUUAAAAAGGAAGGAUCAGAUGUGGCUAUAUGGGAUCCAUGUUACAAUUGAGAAAGCAGAAUCUUUUAUUUCACCACAUUUGUCAGUAAACUUUCAUAAUGUGAACAGAAUUCUGAAAGAUUCAAGCCAUCAGCUGACAGAGAAGGCUGAAAAAUGCAAGAAAUUUUUUCAGCUUUAUGGUCCAUUUCUGGAUACCAGUAAAACUCAGAUAAAGGGUCCAGAUCCUCAAAUUCUUAUGAAGAUAUUUGAAUCUGAAUAUCUUGCACAACAAACUCCACUGAGUGCUAGAGCCAAGAGUGUUUCAAAAUGUCUCACAGAAAUAUUUCCUGGACUUUCAACACCAAUGAAAGAGACGCCUGAAAGUGACGGUGAAGCCUGUUUCACAAAUGACAUUGGAUGUAGCAAAGAAAUGGACAUUUCUUUGAAAUUGGUGCAUAGUUUAGAUGCCUUGAAACAUCACAUCGAUCAGAGGUUUAGUGAAUGUGAGAGACAGAUUGCUGUUAAAGUUGAAGAGAAGCUGAUGGAAUUAGAAAGGAAACAGAAUGAAAAAUUGGAUUCCAUAAUGAAAUGUGUAGAAGACCUAAGGAGUGCUCUGAACAUCAGAGGUCCUGAAGGAUAAUUUAUGUAGGCUGAAGGUGUUGGUAUGCUUUGUCAUUCCAUCAGUUUCCUUGCCUGUUACAUGUUAGAAGGCUAGAUGAAAGCUUUUUCAUUAAUCUGUGCUUAAGAGCAGUGUUUCUUAGCCUAUGGUACGCGAACCAACGUUGAGUGGUAUGCGAACUAAGUAAGAAAGUCAGAAGUUAAUACUUACUUGCUUAAGCCGUCCUUUUGAACCUAUCAGUAUCGAAGGUUAAGAAGUGUCAUUUCUUUUUAUCCGUUGUUAUUCUCUUUCCUUCUGUGAGACUGAGAUCUCGCUCCUGCAGGGCAUCUGAAACGUCGACAAGCCACUUCUGGCGGGGACGACCUCUUGAUCUGCGUCCCUCAUCUCUGCCUUUGUGCACUAAUUACGGGGCUCUUGUCAACUGGCAUUCGCAUGAGAUGGCCAGACCAGCGUAUUGACUCUGCCGGUCCUUUACUCUAAGUGGGGUCAUGUCCAGAUUCGAAUGAAUCUUCUGGUUGUGAAUGCGAUCUCUGCGAGUCUACCCCUCUCCCUUGCGCAGGCAAUGCAUUUCGGCAGCUUGCAGUCGACUUCGACUUCGCUCGGUCAGGCACCAGGACUCCAAACCGUACAUCAGCUGGGAAGGUAGGUGGACUUGCCUUAUCGAGUAGAACAGUUGACCAGCUGCUGCAGUACGCUCGUUUAUGUCUGUGUCCAGUCUGGGCUCCUUGUGGAAAUGGCUUCCGAGAUACUUGAAACUGCUGACCUGCUCGAGUGGUUCUCCGGCCAGCCUGAUCUGGUGUGCAGUGUCGCUCUUUCAACCACCAUGGUCUUGGUCUUUGCUAUAUUGAUUUUAAAACCUCUCGAGCGUAGUUCUUCUUCCCACAUGCCAAGAUUGUACUCCAACUUCUCAGCACUUUCUGCCACCACAACGAUGUCGUCGGCAAAUAGCAACUCUGACACGAAAACUGGUCGUAGCUUGUAGUUCCCUAUCUUGCAUUGUUCAGCCCGUGACUUGUGGUUCUUCGUUACUAUGUCCAUCAGGGUAAUAAAAAAUAAAGGACUAAGGUUGCAUCCUCAUGUUAAACUGCUGUGACUCCAAGUUUCCAGUCCUCACUAGGCUUGAGCUAUUAUAAUAGAGGAUUUGGAUGGUGGUGGUGUGGGAUGUUCUUCUCCUCCAGAGCCCUCCAUAGUGCUUGUCUCUGGACCCGAUCAAAAGCCUGCUCAAGGUCGAUGAAUCCUAGGUAAAGCUCCCUGCUGUACUCGAUGGCUUUCUCGCAGAUAGAGCACUUGGUGAAAAUCCAGUCCUGAGUGCUCCUGUUUGGUCUGAACCCUGCUUGCGACUCCUCUAGACUUCACUCCACUCGUGCUCUCAGUCUCACCUCCAGAAUUUUGGCAUACACCUUCCCUGGUACUGAGAGUAGAGAGAUCCCUUAGUGGUUUUGGCACUCUGUUGUCCUCCUUCUUAAAGAGAGGGAGAAUGACAGCCAGUGUCCAGUCUUGAGGUACUUUCUUCCAUCGCCAUGCCAGAUUCAGAAGCUCCAGGAACUUGCUCUCUGCCAAAGAACCCAUGUACUUCACCAUCUCUGGCGUGAUGCAGUCGUACCCUGCUGCCUUUCCAAGCUUCAUUUUCUGAUUAGCUUUAUUGAGCUCUCCUGACGUGAUGCCCCUGCCAGGAUCUUCCAGAGUGAAAGUGUUGUCAGCCUCUACUGCAUCGGCUUCUGCACCGUCAUUCAGUAGCUCUUUGAAGUGUUCCCGCCACCUUUCCAUGAUCUGGGUGUCUUGUCGCAACAAGCUGCCACUCUUGUCUUUGACAAACUUAAUUGGACACUCCUUUUCUCUCUUCAUGGACUUCACGGUUCUGUAAAACAACUUCUGUUUCUCCUUGUGUGCCGACUCCAUCUUCUCUCCAAAUUCAGCCCAGCUCUUCUCCUUGGCAGCUUUGACUACAUCCUUCACCUUUCUAUUCUGGAUCUUGUAUUCUUCUAGGUCUUGGUCAGUUCUCAUUGUCAAGUACCUCUUCCACCUCUCUUUCUUCAGCUUUACCUCUUCUGACCACCACACAGUUUUCUUGCUACUUCUACCGCCUACAAUUGUUACUCCUCAAACUGUCUUCGCUGCUUUAAUCAAUCUGUUCUUGAAAGUCUGCCAUUGGUUCUUCAGGUCUCCCUUGUUGGCCUCAUCCUGCAAAAUGCAGGCUACUUCAUCUCUGUAAGCUGAUCUCACUGCCUCAUAUCUCAGCUUGUAGCUCCGGAUCUUCUCUUUAGUGGGAACUCUUCUCUGAACCCUGGCUCUCACCUCGAGGUCUAGGCUCACUAUCUGCAGGAAAUGGUCGCUGCUUAUCUCUGCUCCUCGGUAGACCCUCGCAUCAUGGACGCGUCAAAAGUUAAUAUUAACAUUAAUAAGUUUUCCCUGAACGCAUUUGAUUAGUGGUAAAUUUAAUGUGUUAAAUUAGUUUUUGUGGUAUGCCAGCAAAAAAGGGUGAGAAUGAGCUCAAUUGUUUUCAAGGCAAUGGGCAAGUCGUUCAAACCAGUUAUGAUUCCAACUAAGGUUUUCAGAUGAAACUGGCCUUAUGGGAAUGCCAGCUGUAUGUUAGUAACUAUUCUCACUUUCCAGCGUUAACAGAGGUAAGUGGAAGUGGGAUGCGUUCAGAAAAAAUAUAGUAACUGCAUCAGGAGUUUGAGGAAUUUAAUUACAGAUUUUCUGACUUCAAAGCAAGAGAAAUAUUAAUAAAAAUCUUCCCUUCUCCAUUCAUGGUGAAAAUUGAUGCCACAUCAAGAAACCAACAACUAGAAUUUGCCAAUUUUUGGAGUGACUUAACACUAAAGGAAAAGUGUUGUAGUUCAUCACUUACUGAUUUCUGUUCAAAAUAUGUUUAUUCCACAAAAUACCCUGAAAUCAGAACUGAGGCUUUGUUAAUGUUGUCAUUGUUUGGUGAUACGCACUACUCUGAGCAGCUGUUCAGCGUAAUGAAGAAUGUGAAAUGAAGAACUAGGAUACAUCUCACUGAUGAAUACUUGGAGGGAUGCAUGCGAAUCACAAUAGCAGAAAUUGUGUGAUAAUUUACAUAUUAAGCAAGCAGAAGCAGCUUCAGGUACCUUACUAAUGACUGGUUCAUUUAAAGAGAACUGUUGAGUAAUGUUUGAACAUGUAAGUUAGUAGCAUUGUUAAUAAACUAUGUGUCAAUAA
Zootermopsis nevadensis is the source of this 4575-nucleotide messenger RNA. RefSeq lists its product as uncharacterized. NCBI's taxonomy places the organism in Eukaryota, Metazoa, Arthropoda, Insecta, Blattodea, Termopsidae. The record is from RefSeq and is a predicted model, not a curated record.